AUGUUAGAAGGCAAACCCUGUCCACAUUCCCCUUUCCCAGGACUGCUGGCGGGCUUGUGCCCUGAAGGCUGGGACUGGAUGCUGCCACACAAGACCUGCCUGCUGUGCCAAGGCCCAAGGGGGUGCACUCGUGGGCAUCCAAGGACAGCCCCCUCCAUAUCUCUUUUGUCGACGGUGUUUUGGGGUGCCCUCCUAUGGGCUGCAUCCCUCCCUCAUCUGGUGAUGGGAACAGGAACUUUCACUGUGGGGGUACUGGGUCCUUGGGACUGUGACCUCACCUUUGCCCAGGCCAUCCCUAGUGUGGCUGCCCAGCUGGCUGUGAAUCGAGUCAACCAGGAUUCCUCAUUAUCCCUGGGCUCACGGCUAGCUUCUGUAGUCCUCCCCACAGGCUGCAACACCUCUCAUGCCCUGACCACAUUCCUAGCCCACAAGAAUACUGUGGCUGCUUUUGUGGGUCCUGUCAAUCCUGGUUACUGCCCCGCAGCAGCCCUUCUGGCCCAAAGCUGGGGCAAGACCCUCUUUUCCUGGGCAUGUGAGGCUCCAGAGGGUGGGGGUGAACUGGUGCCCACUUUGCCUUCUGCUGCUCAUGUGCUGCUGUCUGUCAUGAGACACUUUGGCUGGGCUCGCUCAGCUAUUGUGUCCUCCCAUCAAGACAUCUGGGUGGCCACAGCCCAGCAGCUGGCCACAACUUUCAGGACACAUGGGCUACCUGUGGGGCUGGUGACUUCUCUGGGGCCUGGAGAGCAGGGGGCCUCAGAGGUCUUAAAGCAGCUCUACAGCAUAGAUGGUCUGAAAAUUGUGGUGCUGUGCAUGCACUCAGCAUUGCUGGGAGGCUUGGAACAGACUGCCCUGCUGGCCCAUGCUGGUGCCCAGGGCCUAGCGGAUGGAAGACUGGUCUUCCUGCCCUAUGAUACGCUCCUCUUUGCCCUGCCCUACCACAACCACUCCUACCCCAUCCUGGGUGACAGGGGGCCCCUGCAGGAGGCCUACGACGCGGUGCUCACUGUCAGCCUGGAGUCCAUCCCUGAAAAUGAGGCUUUUGCUGCUGCUGGGAUGGGUAGAGAAGUGCCUGCCCACCUGGAGCUACAGCAGGUGUCCCCACUCUUUGGAACCAUCUAUGAUGCUGUUGUCCUGUUGGCCCAUGCCCUGAACCACUCAGAGAGCCAGGGAGCAGGGCUCUCAGGAGCAAGCUUAGGGAACCAUACAGGAACUCUUGACGUGACAGGCUUUAGCCAGAGGAUCCGGACCAAUGAGAGGGGCAGGAGGCUGGCCCAAUAUGUCAUCUUGGACACUGAUGGUCAAGGAAGCCAGUUGGUCCCCACAUACGUUAUGGACACAGCCACAUGGCAAGUGAAGCCCUUGGGCAAGGCCAUACACUUUCCAGGAGGGGCUCCUCCAGCCUCUGACUCCAGCUGCUGGUUUGACCCCAAUACACUUUGUAUGAGAGCUACACAGCCCCUGAGCAGUCUCCUGGCUCUGGCACUGGCCUGCAUCCUGGCACUGGCUGGAGGGGUCCUCAUUGUCCUCCUCAGACUGGGGAUCCAGCAGCUGCAGCUGAUAUGGAGCCCCCACCGCAUCCUGCUGACAGCCCAGGAACUCACCUUCCUCCACAAGCACUCAAGCCAAUGGCAGCUGAACGUGGACAAUGUAAGUGAAUCAAGAAGCAUGGCUGAUGGUGGGAGCCUGAGGUCAGUGGCCCAGAUGUCAGCAAGGAGUCUGUCAGCCGUCUGUCAGACCAACAUGGCCUUGUACCAGGGAGACUGGGUUUGGCUGAAGAAGUUUGAAGCAGGCACAGCGCCUGAGCUGCUCCCCAGCUGCCUCAGCCUCCUGAGGAAGAUGAGAGAGAUGCAUCAUGAGAAUGUUACCACCUGCCUGGGCUUUUUCAUGGCCCCUGGGGUCAGCGCUGUAGUGCUGGAGUACUGCACCCGGGGCAGCCUGGAGGACCUGCUGCACAACGAGGCCCUCCGGCUAGACUGGACCUUCAAGGCCUCCCUACUUCUGGACUUGAUCCAAGGCAUGCGAUACUUGCAUCACCGACACUUCCCCCAUGGCCGCCUCAAGUCCCGGAACUGUGUAGUGGAUGGCCGCUUUGUGCUCAAGGUCACUGACUACGGCUAUGCUGAGCUCCUGCAUGCCCAGCAGUCGCCUGGACCCCAGCCAUCCCCAGAAGAGCUGCUGUGGACGGCUCCUGAGCUCCUUCGGGGUCCCCGGGAGCCCUGGCGGGGCACCCUCCAAGGGGAUGUCUUCAGCAUGGGCAUCAUCUUUCAAGAGGUGCUGACCCAAAGCCCACCCUACUCAUCCUGGGGGCUUUCAGCAGGAGAAAUCAUCAGGAAGGUGGCAUUUCCCCCUCCCCUGUGCCGGCCACAGGUGUCUGCUGACCGUGGGCCACACAUGUGCAUCCAACUGAUGAAGCAGUGCUGGGAAGAAGCUCCUGAUGACAGACCAAGCCUGGACCAGAUCUACACCCAGUUCAGAAGCAUCAAUCAAGGCAAGAAGACCAGUGUUGCUGACUCCAUGCUGCAGAUGCUGGAGAAGUAUUCUCAGAGCCUGGAGGAGCUGGUGCAGGAGAGGACAGAGGAGCUGGAGCUGGAGAGGCAGAAGACAGAGAGGCUGCUCUCACAGAUUCUCCCCCCGUCUGUGGCUGAAGCUCUGAAGAUGGGGACAACUGUGGAGCCAGAGUACUUCGACCAGGUUACCAUCUACUUCAGUGACAUUGUGGGUUUCACCACCAUCUCAGCCCUGAGUGAACCCAUUGAGGUGGUGGGCUUGCUCAAUGACCUCUAUACACUAUACGAUGCUGUUCUGGGCAGCUAUGAUGUAUAUAAGGUGGAGACCAUUGGAGAUGCCUACAUGGUGGCUUCGGGACUACCCCAGCGCAACGGGAGCCGACAUGCAGCUGAAAUUGCCAACAUGGCCCUGGACAUCCUCAGCUCUGUGGGUGGCUUCCGGAUGAGGCACGCGCCAGAUGUACCCAUUCACAUCAGGGUUGGGCUGCACUCAGGACCCUGCGUGGCAGGGGUCGUGGGUGUCACCAUGCCUCGGUACUGCCUCUUUGGGGACACUGUCAACACUGCAUCCCGGAUGGAGUCCACAGGUUUGCCCUACAGAAUCCACAUCAGUGGAAGCACCGCCCAAGCCCUGCUCAGCCUUGAUGAAGGCUACAAAAUUGAUGUCAGAGGUCAGACAGAGUUGAAGGGGAAGGGCAUGGAGGAGACCUACUGGCUGGUGGGGAAAACAGGUUUCCCCAGGCCCCUGUCCACACCACUGCACAUCAAACCUGGAGACCCCUGGCAGGACCUCAUAAACCAAGAAAUCAAGGCAGCCUUCGCCAAAGCUCGCCAGGGCUCAAGUGUGCCCGGGAGCUCAGGCGAAGCCCUGGUCCAGCACUGAGGAGCAGACAGAGUGGGGCAGUGCUUGCACCAGCCUGAGGCUUCUGUGCCCCCCACUCCCCACAAACCCUGUCCCACUUCCUACAAAAGACUCUUGCUGAGCAACCUGGUGGCCACUGACUGCUCAUUAAUAAGAGCCCACGAGCGAUCCUAACCAGCGGUUCCUGUACAG
Molecule: messenger RNA, 3561 nt
Organism: Cavia porcellus (domestic guinea pig)
Lineage: Eukaryota; Metazoa; Chordata; Mammalia; Rodentia; Caviidae
Product: guanylate cyclase D-like
Exons: 18
Coding region: 1-3390 (1129 amino acids)
Biological process (GO): intracellular signal transduction; cGMP biosynthetic process; receptor guanylyl cyclase signaling pathway
Cellular component (GO): plasma membrane
Molecular function (GO): adenylate cyclase activity; protein kinase activity; ATP binding
Source: RefSeq, a predicted model, not a curated record